Messenger RNA from Pteropus alecto (black flying fox), 5937 nucleotides. RefSeq names its product Fanconi anemia complementation group C (gene FANCC). The transcript has 15 exons. Gene Ontology annotation, biological process: nucleotide-excision repair; interstrand cross-link repair; cellular response to oxidative stress. The record is from RefSeq and is a predicted model, not a curated record. Lineage: Eukaryota; Metazoa; Chordata; Mammalia; Chiroptera; Pteropodidae. The coding region runs from base 162 to 1844 and encodes 560 amino acids. Gene Ontology annotation, cellular component: Fanconi anaemia nuclear complex.
GCAAAACGAGAGUAAAGGCGGCUGCUUCUUUUGGGGUUCUGGGCGACAAGUCAGCGUGGGUAUGUGGGUGGGGAUAGGGAGGGAAGACUCGCGAGAACGUCCGCCGCGCUCCACGCCUGUAGGCCACUGUGAAAGUACAUCAUCUUUUCCCUUCAGCUGAAAUGGCUCAAGAUUCAGGAGGCCUUUUUUCCGAUUAUCAGUUUUGGAUGUGUAAGCUUUCUGUGUGGGGCCAGGCCUCCACUUUGGAAACCCAGCAAGACACCUGCCAUCACCUGCCUCAGUUUCAGGAGUUCUUGAGGCAGAUGUAUGAAGCUUUGAAAGAGAUGGAUUCUAGUACAGUCAUUGAAAGAUUCCCCACAAUUGGUCAACUGUUGGCAAAAACUUGCUGGAAUCCUUUUAUCUUAGCAUAUGAUGAAAGCCAAAAAUUUUUAAUAUGGUGCUUAUGUUGUCUGAUUAACAAAGAACCACAGAAUUCUGGAGAAUUGAGACUUAACUCUUGGACACGGGGGUUGUUAUCUCAUAUACUUUCGGCAUUCAGACUUAAUAUAAAAGAAGUUGGCCUUUUUACUCAAAGUCUUGGGUAUGCACCUGUGGAUUACUAUCCUAGUUUGCUUAAAAAUAUGGUUUUAUCAUUAUUGUCUGAACUCAGAGAGAAUCAUCUUAAUGGAUUUAACACUCAAAGGCAAAUGGCUCCUGAACGAGUAAGGUCCCUAUCACGAGUUUGUGUUCCACUUGUCACUCUGCCAGAUUUUGAACCACUGGUAGAGGCUCUGCUCACCUACCAUGGACAUGAACCUCAGGAAAUGCUCUGGCCUGAGUUCUUUGAUGCUGUGAAUGAGGCCUUUUUGUUGAAGAAGAUUUCUCUCUCCAAGUCGGCUAUAGUCUGCCUCUGGCUGCGACACCUUCCCAGCCUUGAAAAAGCAAUGCUUCAUCUUUUUGAAAAGCUAACCUCCAGUGAGAGAAAUUUUCUGAGAAGGAUCGAAUGCUUUAUAAAAGAUUCAUUGCUGCCCGAAGCAGCCUGCCACCCUGCCAUAUUCAGAAUGGUUGAUGAAAUGUUCAGGUAUGCACUCUUGGAAACCGAUGGAGCCCCAGAAGUACUAGCCACCAUUCAAGUGUUUACGUGGUGCUUUGUAGAAACUCUGGAAAAAGAAAACAAACAGCUGAAGUUUACACUCAAGUCCUACUUUCCUUACGCUUCUCCGUCUCUUGUCAUGGUGCUACUCCAAUACCCGAAAGAUAUCCCACAAAGCCUGUGGCACCAACCACUGAAACAUAUUUCUGAAAUGCUCAGAGAAAUAGUUGAAGACCAGACUCACAGGUCCUAUGGAGGCCCCUUUGAGAGCUGGUUUUUGUUCGUUCACUUUGGAGGAUGGGCUGAUAUUGCAGCUGAGCAGUUACUGAUGUCAGAAGGCGAACCCCCUGAUGCCUUGUUGUGGCUCUUGGCAUUCAGCUACAGCCCACGUGACGGGAGUCAGAAGAGAGCACAGACCAUGGUAGAGGUGAAGUCAGUGCUUGGCCGCCUCAUGAAGCUGCUCAGAAGGCCAACCCUCUCGGCCAGGGAGCUACAGACAGCAGCAGGAGAGAGCCAAGGCGGUGACCCCAGGCCGCCUGCCUGUCGACAGUUGAUCAGGUGCCUUCUCCUGAACUUCCUGCUGUGGGCUCCUGGAGGCCACGCAGUUGCCCGGGAAGUCAUCGCCCUCAUGGCUCAAACUGAUGAGGUAACCCAUGAGAUUAUUGGCUUUCUCGACCAGACCUUGUACAGAUGGGAUCGUCUUUGCGUGGAAGCCCCAACAUCAAGAAAACUGGCCAGAGAGCUCCUUACAGAACUGCACGCAAAAGUCUAGCACAGACUCUUUGAAUGUGUAGCUGCCAUGCAGGGCCCAGGCUCUCUGGAGCCACUUGAUGAAAUGAUGGGAUCACUUUGUGUUAUGAGUAGCCUCUGUGAGCUGUAACAAUGAGCCAUAAAUAUCUUGGCAAGAUCUGGCAGCACAUAGUUUAGAAAAUGAGAAGACAGGUUCUUUAGCCCAAACUCAGUCAGAUUUAUUCACUAAUGACUUGGAUUAUGCCUUUAGCACUCUGUGUACCUACUCAACCUCGAUGUCAGUUAGAGAAUCACUAAAGAAAAGGCUUGGAUGGGAGGACAGAUUUUUGUUUCCUGUUUUUCCCUUAUCAAACCAAGGUGCACAACUAUUUGAGUGUUUCAAAGUCUUUUGAUUAAGAACUUGAUAUGAACCACUGAUCAGUUUAGAAAGUUAUCUUAAUCCUUUUCCACACAUCUCUUUUUUAGAAGUCAGGUCGUUUUUGGUGUUUCUUUUGUUUUAUUUUUUAUUUUUAUUUUUGCAGCAGACAAAGUAGAGGUUUUUUUUUAAGGAAAUGGUACCAAGCCAGGAGACACAGCUGAGCUAAGCACUCAAAGAUCUGGCUCCCCGAAGGCCUCUAGGAGAUAGGUUAUUAUAGAGGAAAACUCAUUAGUAGCUGAGAGAGCUGGGGUCGUGGACUCUACUGAUUGGUUGGAGCUAGGAUAGGAGGCAGUUGAUAAUUGCAUCAGGUCCUGAUGUCAGUCAUGGUGUCGUUCAGUCUGGUUUCAAGGGGAUGCUGGUAGGGUCAUUCCAUCUUCAUGGGUGUGGAGCUGCAAGAUGUCAUCUUUAGUUUGACCAAAACUCUGUUUCUGGUCAGUAGACCUGAGGCUUUUUUCCUAAGUUACCAUUGGAGGCGAUCUAAGUCCGUCAUUGUCCCGGUGGUGCUGGGGGCCUUGGUCCUUUCUGCUAACGCAGUAAAGAAUUAGAGAUCAGCAAAGUUUAGGAAAAGUAAGAUUUAUUGAAGUAUGUUUCAAGAGAAAUGUGUUACACCAGAGAGGGCUGUAGCCUCCUGGUGUUUCUUUUAAUCCACAGAGAUUUGAGAUAAAGCCACACUCUCUUGUUUCCCUAAGAAAUUCUUCAGCAACAGGCGUUCCCCUGGGGCACCCCCUGGGCAGGCCAAGGGGAAGGAGAGCCCACUGAAGCCCAGUAGCAAGUAGUUGUGACAGCGACCACUAGUGAAUGGCAGGCAAGUGUGCUGGCCCUGCCGUGGAGAGCAACCGUGCUUAGCAAUAAAAUGAAAACAGUUCUAGUGCUAACUCUCUUUGCUUUAUGUUUACUAAACACUGACUGCUACCAAAAGGGUUCAUAUUGCCUCAAAGAUGGCUGGUGGGAGGGUACACAACUUGUUCUAGAAACGGAAGAGAUUACAUAUCAGUUGUCUUGUUAAGUGAAAUGGGAACUGGAAAUUUCUAAUAAGGAAUUGGUAUCUCCAAGGUUAAUAUUUGUUUCACAUGAGUUGAAGAUAUUUUUUCUUUUUAGAUUUAUUCUUGUAUUGAUUGUAUGCUCUUUUGUGUAUAUUCUGUCAAGUGAGUCAGCUUUUCUUUUAUGCAUUUGAUGUAUGUAUUAGUAAUCUCUGAAUCUCCCUGUCUUGGCUUCUGUUUGAAGUAUGAGUAAAGUUUUGUUAGAUUGGAGGUUGAGCUUUUAGGAGAAUUAUUUGUUUCAGUAUAUGCAUCCACCCAAAGAUCUGAAAAAUUCCAAAAACUUUUGACCCGAGCCUGCCUUUUGAGAAAUGUUACCGUGUGAAAGGUAUACUGUUAAAAUACUUUCACCCCAACUGCCAUCAUCAUUACUUUCAUAUGCUUCACUUGGAGUUCAGGACACCUCACCUAUGUUGACUUUUGCCACAGAAGCUGUGAUCAGUCUCUAUGGACGUGAAGAAAAGGGCUCAGUGUGGUGGUGGCCAACAACUCUCGAAGCGAGCGCCCACUGAAAACUGACGUUCCUUUGUGGAGUGUGCUUCCAUGUGGACAUCCAUUCACACAGUUUCAUAGCAAACAAUAAAAACAAGAUGGUUCUCCACCUCAGACCAUUGAAGCUGGAUUCUGGAAGAUUUCUUUCCUGUCCUGACCACACCUCAGCCUGUUUGUAGUAUGUCCCAAUCCCUUUACAAAGCCUCUGAGUUCUCCCAAGCCUCGGCCAUUUGAGCUGGCCACCGAGCAGACUGACUGAGCUGGCGGAACUUCAGUCUUCACCUCGGUGAAUGCCCAGCAGCCUGGCCAUUCCCUGUUUUCCGUGAAUCUUCACUGUCUGUGAAGACUUUAUACAAGGAGAUAGUAGGCUCUGGUUUACUGACUGAUGUUAUUUUCUCCCUUUGCCUUCCCCUGCCUUGACAAAGCUGCUGACGAGGCGGGGAAGGCUCCCGGUGGAAACGAAGGAAAGCCGCGUGGUGAAGGGUGGCGUCCCCCAACCCAGAUGAGUAGCCGGGAAGCCAUGCCAGAACCGCUGACUCCUUUGGAAGCCGGAGCCACUCAUUCCGUUCACUGUCGUGAGGGUGAGCACAGAUGGCAGAGAGUGCACAGUGGACGGGUAGGGAGUGACACCCUCCCCUUGAAAACCAAGGAUGGAUCCUUUGUGUGUCCUCAGCUCUUCAGCAGGCCCAUGCCCAGACUCCAGGAAAGAACCCAGUCAGCAUAGAAAGAGACGGGCUGGGAUGUAUUCAGUAAAGUCUACCUACUUUUCCUGUUGCCUUGAAUUUUUGGGAAAGUUCAGACAUGGAUUCUUUCAAUUUUUUUGAAAUAUGUUCAUAGAAAUAAGAAUCUAGCUAAAAAUGGGCUCUGGCGAAAAUGCACAGUGAACCCACGAAGACCACUAAGCCUUAUUCCCUCAUUGGAGAGCUAAGCACUGAGGCCUGAGGUGCAUGUCAAGUGGCAUGGCUGAGAAUAGAGGCCGCAUUGGGGGUUUGCUGGAAGUGGGGUUCUUUACACCACAGCAUCUGUGCCAGACAUAUGCCUUCUGCUUCUGCCAGCAGAAUAUCUGACAAAGAGUGGCUUAAACAAGGAAGACACCUGAUGGCCUCAGACACAGACUCCCAGAAAACUGGCUCCUUCAGCCACUCAGCAGUGUUACAGCUUGGAGCUGGCCUCACUGAAUUUCUGCUGGCUUUCCUCUCCAUGUUGCAAGAAGGCUGCCAAGCCUAGGCUUUGCUGGCAACAUCCGAGAAGGAAAAGGACAGCAGGUUUCCUCAUCUUCCCCACCAGGUACACCAGACCUGCCCUUACAUCACAGGCAGAACCCAGCCACAGAAGGAUGGGGAAUGCGGCUGCCCUGAUGGGCUAAGACCAAGGUCAGAUUUAUCAGGACACCAGUGAAGCUUGAGCUUCAGGGCCUUUCACUGCCCGGCCACUUCUAAGGCUCUGGAAGAGGCCCCAGCUCCCUUGGCCAUUCAUUUUUUGUAAAAUUUGUAAAGAGAUUUUAACUGCAACCAGUAAAAGUAAGUGUGUACAUUCCUACCUACUGGGCAUCACAGGGUUGGCCAUGGGCACUUCCAGAGUCCAGCUGAGGGGACUCUGAGGUUGCUUAUCAUCACUUUAGAGCAGAGUCACUGUGGCCAUCCUGGUGAAAGAACAGCUUCCAAGAACUGUAGCUCAGGUAGCCUGAGACACAAAUGCAGGUCCAGGGGCCAUGUCACCUGAGAUAUGUGGGUACACAGGAGAAACAAGAAGGGAUGUGUGGGAGGAGUCCUUCCCAGUCCUAUAGUUUGGGUCUGUAAUGAAUUUGACAGAAAUUUUCAGAGAUCUGACAACAGCUUUAAAAUUUUACAUUACUAAUAGCUAGCUAUGAUGUUCAGAAAUUUUCUUAAGUCUUAAUAAUGAAGUUUUUUAUACAGCAUGCUGGAGAAAAGACUGAAUUAUCUUUCUCUUCUCUUUAUAGAAAAUGCAUAAAAUCACUGUCCUAAGAAGAGGUGAUCAAAAAGGACAGAGCCAAAAUCUGUAGGGAGAAAAGGCAUUAUAGAGCACGCAUUCACAUAGGUUACAUUAUGCAUUGGGACUUUGUGACAUUUGUAGAAUUGUUACCAUUAUAAAGUUUAUAAUUUGUCCGACAUUAUUUCAUUCUAAAUAAAAAGUCACAGUUGUGCCUA